AAAGCAAUAGCUCUCUGCAUGCUUGCGUGCUCACGCUCGUGUGCAUACAGGUGUGCACAGCUGUCAAUUGCCACGUGCAAUGCGUAGGUAGCGUGCGUGCAUUCUCGCGUGCCUGCAUGCUUGCGUGAGCCUGCAUCUUAUAACAGUAUUCUGUAAUCGUUAAGAUUUUACCAUCGCAAGCACAUCAAAGUACAUGAGAAAAAUUCUGUAAUACUGCGAAAUCCUCGAAAUACCCCCUUUUUGACAUUAAAAUUAUGCAUCAUGCUGUACUUUCUUCAUGACAAUUUCACUGCACGAAAAAAGGAAACCUUGCAAGAACAAUGUAGCUGGAAUUUUAAACGACCCCAAUUUUCAAUUCUAAUUCCUCGAAAGAAAAGAAGAGAUUAUAAUGGCAGGUACAAUCGAAAAGGUCGCACGUACAAUGCCCUUUAUCUUAAACUCCCUCCUUAACUUCACUCAUUCGAUGACGGAUAUUUAGUCUUAUAAAAAUUGAAACACGUAAACCGUGUAAAAUAUAAAAUUAAUGAUUAUUUAAUAAAAAUGAAAACAGAUAGACCAUGGUCUAACCCGUGCGUCUAAUAAUAAGCGGUAAGGUGUCGAGGGAGCGAAUUGACCUGAAAGCGUAAGAGUACAAAACACUACGGUCAAUAGUCGUCAGAAGGGAUAAUUACCCUUCGUCCCUUUGAGGUUCUAACACGAAGUUUCUUUUUCUUCGUUUACCAAACGACCGAUCAUAAUACAGGGGUACCAUUGUCUGGCUUUCGUACAAAAUCACAGUUCACUGCAUUUCCAUUUCAUUUGUGAUUUCCUAGGUGUAACGUACACUCCUCGGUGUCCAGAAAGCGAGUAGUGAUUCAAAGUGACAGAGUAUUUCUGUCCGGUGGUGAUAGCAAGAGCGAAGUGUCAGUAAUCAUGCCGAAGGAAAAUAAAAGCACAAGCAGAAGAAACAGGCGUCAGUGCUCGGAAGUCGAUAACGAAGCUGAGGCGUCCAGUGUACGAGACUCGUUGAAAACCGUGACCAGCAAUAAGCGGUACAGCCCGUUCCCACGAGAAAUACCAAGAAAAGAUUUGAAAACGAAACAAGAAAACAUGAUGCCAUCGAUCGAGGUUCUUCAUUCGAUGAGCGGAGGCAUCAUCGAGAGUGGUAUCAAAUACAUUCUCUUCCCUCUGCAUCUUUUACGUUUCUGUAUAUUUGGAACGAGCACGAAACCAAUCGCGUCCGAAAAGCCCGCAGAACCGAGCAGCAAACGCGAUGAAGCAGAAAAAGAAGAGAAGAAAAUAAAGGAGCGUGAAGAAAAGAAGACGCCGAGAGAAGCUACCAGUGUCAAGUCUUCGGAAAAGUCUGGUAGAUCCAAGUCUGAUCGCGAUUUGGUGGAUGAAAGAAAAGACGCAGUAUCAUGUGUGAAAAAUUCGAAAGAAAAGAGAAGCCGUGACAAGGAUGAAUCCGCUGACGAAAUGGUAACUGCUGAAGAAGAUUCUGAUUCCUCUGGUGAACAAUGGAGCACCGCGAAUAACAUAAUGACAAUGAACAUGUCGAUAGAUUACGAUAAUCUCGAUAGAACUAUGUCGCACAGGGCGUCGGAAGAACCUAUGGAUGUAUCAAUGGAGGAGCUACAUUAUGACAAGACGCAUAUCCCGCUGAACCUACCGCGGGAUUAUCGAGCGACUGAAAAACAAUUUCAAAAUAACAAAGAAAAUAUAGCUUCGAAGAUGAACGUCGAGGAGCAAGAUAGCAAUUCAUCCGUGGAUGAUGAAAUUUCCCGGAUCUUUCAAAAGCAAUGCACCUCCUCGGAGGACGAGUUUACUUCCUCGUUUGUUAAAUCGUCCUCUUUCAAACGCGAGAAAACGAUGCAGAAUAAUUUUCUUUAUUACAAGACCAAUUCCACGGUUGCGAUUCAUUCGAAGAAAAAGCCAGAGGGUAACGCGAAGGAGCAUAAGAAGAAACAACCGUCGGAUUUUAGCAUUGAUAGUAAAAGAAGGAAAGUGUCUCACGAAGAAGAUAAAAAUGAGAAAGAAAGCGAACGCAGGAGUGGAAAUAAAGUUCGCGAAGAAAAACGAAGCUCUCGGCACGACACUCCGAGUAAACAUGAAUCGCGAACUUCGAGGACAACGGCGAAGAAUAAAGAAACGAAACGGAAUGAUGUGAAAUAUAAAGAAAUAGCCACGCAAACGGACAGCGCAUUUUCGGACGAUGAUGUUGAAAUGACUCCCAUUGACGCGAAACUUUGCAACAAACGUACAAGUCGCAGGUUGCACUUUAAUAUUAUGAAGGAUAAAAACGUGGAACAAGAAUUGAAUUACGUAGCAGACAAUGAAGACUCCAACGAUGGAUUGCCGAAAAUUAUACGUAAACGAAUAUCACGUUCCAGUACAUCAUCGUCGUCGACGGAUCUUGGUUUUGACGAGCGUGCGUUAACAACCCCAGAUAUGGAUAUCGUGAUUGGACGAUCGCGUACGAACUCAUUGGAUAAUACGAAUAAUUUUCGAACGCGUUCUCGUCCUCCGCCUGGCUUUCCGGAAUUACCUCAGAAUCCACCGUUAUUGCCUUACAUCGGUAACAGUUCCAAACAUUAUAUUGUGCCACGACCAAACCCCGAUUGUCCUAACUGUUCGAUUGUACCGCCAGCACCUUCGCCUAUGAGACAUCUCUAUUAUGACUAUCCUGAAUUUAUGGACUUACCUGUCAAUCUUAGUUCUUCGAAGAUCUUAAAUAAUAUUUUGAGGAACAACUACUACCGGUGAUAUUGUUAUACUAGAAAAAAAGAAAAAGAAUAUACAUUUAUAAAAGCACAUGUUUGUACAGAAAGUAACAUGAAUAAAAAUUUGUUAUG
Messenger RNA from Osmia bicornis bicornis, 2831 nucleotides. Its product is annotated as myb-like protein X. NCBI's taxonomy places the organism in Eukaryota, Metazoa, Arthropoda, Insecta, Hymenoptera, Megachilidae. Bases 913 to 2742 code for a protein of 609 amino acids. The record is from RefSeq and is a predicted model, not a curated record. The transcript is spliced from 3 exons.